Messenger RNA from Nycticebus coucang (slow loris), 1662 nucleotides. RefSeq names its product hydroxysteroid 17-beta dehydrogenase 11 (gene HSD17B11). Bases 128 to 1030 code for a protein of 300 amino acids. The transcript has 7 exons. Gene Ontology annotation, molecular function: oxidoreductase activity, acting on the CH-OH group of donors, NAD or NADP as acceptor. The record is from RefSeq and is a predicted model, not a curated record. Gene Ontology annotation, cellular component: lipid droplet. Lineage: Eukaryota; Metazoa; Chordata; Mammalia; Primates; Lorisidae.
GAGUUGUUUGUCUCUGGUCGUUGCUUCACUUCUGCUCCUUGUGGGUUUGGACCGAGCCAGCCCUCCGCAAGGGCCGUCCUGAGCGAUCCGUGAAGAAAACGCCCCAGGAGCCUGCAGCCGCAAAAGGAUGAAGUUCUUUCUGAGCUGCCUUCUGCUUCUGCCUUUACUAAUCCUCUUCUUAUUAGAGUCUCUCGUGAAGCUUUUUAUUCCUAAGAAGAGAAAAUCAGUCACCGGUGAGAUCGUCCUGAUUACAGGAGCUGGUCAUGGACUUGGGAGACUGACUGCCUAUGAAUUUGCCAAACUUAAAAGCAAACUGGUUCUCUGGGAUAUAAAUAAGCAUGGAAUUGAGGAAACAGCUGCUGAAUGCAGGAGAUUGGGUGCCAAGGUUCAUACCUUUGUGGUAGACUGCAGUAACCGGGGAGGUAUUUACAGCGCUGCCAAUAAGGUGAAGUCAGAAGUUGGAGAUGUUAGCAUUUUAGUGAAUAAUGCUGGUGUCGUCUAUACAUCAGAUUUGUUUGCUACACAAGAUCCUCAGAUUGAAAAGACUUUUGAAGUUAAUGUACUUGCACAUUUCUGGACGACAAAGGCAUUUCUUCCAGCGAUGAUGAAGAGUAAUCAUGGCCAUAUUGUCACUGUGGCUUCAGCAGCUGGGCACACUGCAGUCCCCUUCUUACUGGCUUAUUGUUCAAGCAAGUUUGCUGCUGUUGGCUUUCAUAGCGGCUUGACUGUUGAACUGGCUGCCUUAGAAAGAACUGGAAUCAAAACAACAUGUCUGUGUCCCAAUUUCAUAAACACUGGCUUCAUCAAAAAUCCCAGCACCAGUUUGGGACCUACCCUGGAACCUGAGGAAGUGGUGGAGAGACUGAUGGAUGGGAUCCUGACCAACCAGAAAAUGAUUUUUGUUCCAUAUUCUAUAGCUUUUUUUACACUAUUGGAAAGGAUUCUUCCAGAACGUUUCCUGGAGGUUUUAAAACAAAAGAUCAAUGUUAAGUUUGAUGCAGUCGUUGGAUAUAAAAGUAAACAGCAGUAGAUGCCUAGUCUUCAGAAACUGAUUUACCAGGGUUAAGUUGAUUUCAUCCAAUAUUAAUCAACAUUUUAAUGUUUGAACUCUUAUUUUUCCUAAUUAUCCUUUUUCCUUCAGUAGUUAGUGUCUUUUGAGGCUCUCACAGUCUUCAUUUAUCACUAUUUAUCUGUUCUUUAGCUAAAAGCUGAUUACCUAUAAUACAGAGAAAUACCUUGAUGUUAACUUUCAGGAAAAUGAAGAAAAAGGCAAGACUUGUGGUGCAUCUGAAGGCUUUGUAAAAUUUGUGUUAUAAAUGUUUAUAUGAGCUAUAUUUUUAUUUUUAAUUGUAUUCAAGUUUUAUGUAAUCCACCCUUCCUUUUCUAUUCUACAUAAAAUCAGAAACUUCAAGCUCUUUAAAUGUAAUGAAGAACUGUGUCCAGUGACAUUUCAUAAUGAAUUUCAUGAGCUCCUAGACAUUUCAUCCUACACAUUGCCACUCUGUUUCCUGAGAGAUACCUCAGAUUCCAAUGCCAAACCUUUCAGCACAAGGAAACCAGAGGUGGACAUGUGUUGCAAGUAUAAAAGUAUCAUUGGGAUUUAAGAUAAAGAAUUGGGAGAAUGUACCCAUCAAUGUCAGUAACAAUAAAUGCAUCAAACUU